Molecule: messenger RNA, 1998 nt
Organism: Orbicella faveolata
Lineage: Eukaryota; Metazoa; Cnidaria; Anthozoa; Scleractinia; Merulinidae
Product: tetratricopeptide repeat protein 23-like
Molecular function (GO): protein binding
Source: RefSeq, a predicted model, not a curated record
GGAAAAAUGGCGCGGUUGUGUUUUUCUGUGACAAUGUAUUAGGCCUUGUAAUAAGUAGAUUUUCGUGGAGGCAGAACAAUUUUGAAUUUAUCUUGGUGGUCACUAUCUUCUGUUUGAAUUUUGGGAAGAUUUAGAUGCGUUUCAAAGUAUGACAGACGAUCUUGGUCAUCUUGAUGGAACUUGAGGUGCCUUCAGCUGCUGUUCAUGCAGAAAGUGACGCGAGUCUUAGCAGGACCGACACACCAAGUGAUAGCGAAGAGCUCGAUCUUUCAGGACGGCAGAAAAAUGUCAUUCCAGGGGUUAUCCAUAUUCCAUCUGCAUCAGGCAGCAGACCCAAACAAAUGGGAAUUUCAGUGAAAAGAUAUUCUUCUUCAGAUGAUUCUGAUCAUGGAGAACAUGAAAAUGCCAACAUGUCUGCAGAUUAUAUUCAAGGUUUAGCUCCACCUGAGGUAUUGUUAAAAAACUACAGGAGACAAGCAAAGCAAUUUGCCACAAUGGGAGACGAGAGAGCUGUGUAUGAUCGUGUUCGUUGUGUAGCUUUGACUAGAAUUGUGUACGGAGAUAAUCACUGGAAGUUGGCAAAAGCUUACUCCAAGCUGUCCCAAGCAUAUCUUGAACAAAGAGGUUUGGCUCAACAAGCCCUACUUCAUGCUGGGAAUGCCCGUGAUGUAUUGCUUGCAGCAGAUGCUGCCAAACAACAAGGGAGACAGGUUUAUGAUAAAUCUGAUGUGUUACCUGUCAUGGAGUUAAUUUAUCUCAUUAUGGGACAGGCGCAUGUUGCCAUGAAGAACACCCAGAAAGCAGAGCACAGUUUAAAGAAAGCAGAACUAGUAUCAAGAGAAAGAGAGGAACUGGGGUUUAAGUAUCAAGACCCAGACAGAAGGCUUCAAAUAUUGAUGUCUCUUGGUCGUGUCAGCCUUAAGGCACAUAAACCAGGGUAUGCUCUGGAGACUUUUGAAAAGGCACUGGAAGUUGCUCAGAAACAUUAUGGAGAAGACAGCAAAGAACUGAUUCCUAUUUAUCAAUGUCUUGCACGAGCAGAAAGCAGUCAAGGUGAUGCAUCCAGUCAUGAAAGGGCAACAAAACUUUUUUUGCAGGCUCAUGACAUCAGUAAAUUAAGAUUUGGAGAAGAUUCAGUGGAAGUUGCUGACUCUUCAUUUGUUGUGGCCUCUGGUUACAUCACUGACAAUGACAAUGGUCACAAAGCAAAGAAAUACCUUGAAGAUGCCAUUACUUUAUACAUGAAACACAAAGGACCUUACCACAACUCAACUAUCAAGGCUCAGGAUGAAUUGAGCCGUCUGUUAGUCCGUGAUGGUGGUCUUGAAGACGCUGUGUCCCUUCAGAGAUCAGUGGCAGAAGCUAAAGUAGUGUUGUAUGGUGACCCAAGUGAGCCGGCGGCUGCUUCAUAUCAGAUGCUGGGAAGCAUUAGACUUAAACAAGGACGUACACAACAAGCUUUGAAAUGGCUGACCAAGGGCUAUAACAUGUUGAGUUCCACACUAGGAAAUAAUCAUAAGAGGACUAAAGAAAUGGCAGAUGCCAUCAGCCGUGUGAAGAUGUCGCCCGAUGCUCAAAAAUACCUAAGCUCAGAAGAGAAAUUGAAGAAGAGACCAAGAUUUACCCAGGUGGUUGGGAGAUCUAAACCCCUGGGGUGUUCUACAACAUCCGUCGGGGAUUGACUUAAUUUGUAAAGCGCUGAACGCUAUUUAUAAGGAAAUUCUGGCAUCGAGACAAUUAAGUCUGACUAAUUACUAAUUUACAAAUAAAAUUGGCAUGGUUCCCAUUCACAUUUAAAAGUCUCUUCGUAGCAGAGAGGUGUAAAUAAAUAAGAUUCAUAAACUAAGUAAAAUUACUCAAUGUCAUUAUGGUUUGCUGUAAAUGUAAUAAAAGUAUUAAUAUUUCGUAUUUUAAUGCUACAAUUAUAAACGGUAUCCUGUUAGCAGCACAAGUUAUGUUUGCAUCACGGUACUGAAAAUAAACAACAACAACAACAUA